CCGUAUUAUUAUUACUACCGUAAUCUUCGUCGUCUUCUUCUUUCCCCAAAACUCCGGCGAUCCAUUUUUAUCUCCUCCAUAUUCCUCCUCUAUUACGCGGUGGCGGCAACGACGGUGGUGGAUGGCAAGAACCAAUAAAUACACCUCUCUUAACUUCAACGACAUCUACGAAAAGAAAACGACCUCCGCCCAUAGACCCAACUCUGCGUCUUCUUCGUCUCCGACUUCCAACAAGACUGCUAUUUCCAACUCUCGAAUCCAUGGCCAUAUGCUUGUCCUGAGCCGCCCCACGCCCAAACCCAUCUCCAUACCUCAACCCCAGACCAAUCCAAUCAAGUUUCAGGGCCCAGAUACGUCGUUUUCAUCUCCGCCCCCGGAGAAAGCCCGAUCCGUCCCCGACUCGGACUCCAUUUCUCUCCGUCCCCAGGGACGAACGGGGUCUGGUCCGAAUAUUUCUUCGCCUCCGGUGACCUCCACCUCGCCUUUGCAGUCCCCGUUGCCGAAGUCUGACCGGUUCGUGCCGCCUCAUCUUAGACCUGGAUUUGUGGGCCGCGAAGAGAAGCCCGUGACGGGUGGAAGGGGCAGCGGCGGGCCGCAUCGUCCGGGAAACAUUGGGUCGUCGCCGAAUGCUUACGGGGAGAACGGCAGGCCUAAAUCGGGCGGCGGGUAUGAGAGAACGAUGGUCGGCGGUGAAGCUGAGUCUGCGAUCUUCAUGAACCGUCCCCGUUCCGGCGGGGCUCGGCCCAGAUCAAGUGGAUGAUAGCAUCAUAUGAAGUUGGUGGAGCUUGCUAAGCUCCAUCGGCCAACAACGAGGAUGAACAAUCAUCUUCUGGGAGGCCAAUGAAUCUCGACAACAAAAAUGGAGAGAUUCCUUCACUGUGAGAGGGAGAAGUGAGUUCAAAGUAGGAUUCUGAGCAGGUGGGCUCCUUUUGAUCUGCUGCAAUAACCCCAGGUGAUGGAUGAUGAAGAGGAAGCAUGCUUUGUUAAUCUGGUGUUAUAGGAAUCGGCUCAAGGAUGAAAGCCUAUCAGAUUUCUGUCUUUUCAUCGUCAUUUCCAUUUAUAUUUAGCUGCUUCUUUAUUAUCAAACUCUUUGUAGAAUAUUGUAUGAUCUUCCUCGUACUUGUUUACCUUCUGAAACUAUAAUGAACAGUGGAAUAUGUAAUUCAAAACCUUUGCUUUUCUUAACUCUUGGGCUGUGUUCUGGGUUACCAA
This is a messenger RNA of Ipomoea nil (Japanese morning glory), 1212 nucleotides long. RefSeq names its product translation initiation factor IF-2-like. The record is from RefSeq and is a predicted model, not a curated record. Bases 122 to 760 code for a protein of 212 amino acids. Lineage: Eukaryota; Viridiplantae; Streptophyta; Magnoliopsida; Solanales; Convolvulaceae. The transcript is spliced from 2 exons.